Messenger RNA from Siniperca chuatsi (mandarin fish), 6995 nucleotides. RefSeq names its product clustered mitochondria protein homolog (gene cluhb). Gene Ontology annotation, cellular component: cytoplasm. Gene Ontology annotation, biological process: intracellular distribution of mitochondria. The record is from RefSeq and is a predicted model, not a curated record. Lineage: Eukaryota; Metazoa; Chordata; Actinopteri; Centrarchiformes; Sinipercidae. The transcript is spliced from 31 exons. Gene Ontology annotation, molecular function: mRNA binding; protein binding. Bases 632 to 5845 code for a protein of 1737 amino acids.
CUAAAUAUCUUUGGGGUUUGGACUGUUGGUCAAGCAAAACGAAACAUUUGAAAACAUCACUUUAGAAAAUUGUGACGGGCAUUUUUGACUAUUUUCUGAUGUUUUAUAGACCAAACAAUUAAUCAAGAGAAUAAUCUGCCCUAAACCGUACAUAAUACAAAACAUUCACCAGUGUUAAAUAUCAGCAAAACCCUGUCAGAAUGGUUCACAGCCCACUUCAUUUUCACCAACUCUGGGAGGAGGUUACAGUGUGCUUUUCAUAGGCUUUUAUAUCAAGUCCUACACUGGGUGGCAGUACCACCAAACCUUGACUGGGAUUAAAAUAUGAUCAGAUCUGCCUGCAUUGCUGUAGGUGCCAAAGAAGUAAAACUCCUACACAGGGACAGUGGAGCCUCCUGCUCUAGAGGAAAGCCUGGGAAACUCAGCUCUCUGAUUUCAGCAGGAUGAACAGGAGAGGAGUCUGGAGAAGAUGACACAGACCGGCAGACUCUCCCUCUCUCUACACUGGCUGGAUUGCCACAUAUCCAACAUCAUUCCAGAGUUCAUCUGAUGAGAUUUAGUCUCCGAAGUUUUCCAGUUCUUUCCACUACCACCUGGACACUUGUAUUGCUGUUUUGUGUACAAAGGUACCAUGGGAAACAUUGUCCAGUGCUGUCACACACUGUCAAACUACUUUAAGUGUAAGAAUGCACCGGCCCAGGGUGAGGCGGAAAGAUCCCCUCUGCUAUCCAGCGAAGAGAGUGAAUGUGAAUCGCCAAGCCUGCCGGACGACUUGGAGGACAAUCUGUUAACUGUCUCCACCGGUGUGAUAAACCCAACCCUUGAACCAGAGCACUUCCUGUUUCCUGACAUCAUCCUGAGCAGCAACCUGGGAGGGGACGUGACUCUGGUGGAGCCGAUGGUGUGUCUGCUGGUGUCUGAGGAGGAAGAGGGAGAGAGGGUGGAUGAGCCAGAAGAUGAAGGACAAGAGAAGAGCAACAGGGGGAGAAAUAUCGGGUAUUCUGAGGUCGAGACACAGACCGAAGUGGAGACACAGAUUGGUAUGGGGGUACAGACUCAGACAGAGUCACAAGCAGAAGUACAAACAGAAAUACUUGUGUGCCAUAAUGAGACUGUGGAGAGAGAAGUAAACACACUAACAAAUGCUGGCACUGCAAAAGAGGUGGUUGUGGAUGUUUGGGAAGAACAGGAAACAUUGAUGCAGGUGGCUGUGCUCUUGGAGGCACAAACAGAUACACGAACAUCACGAGAGAGAAACUCAGAAAUGUCAUCAGAGAAACAAAAGAAAAGGAUAGAUUCCUUGUCUGGAACCUGGUCUGACAUAGACGCUUUUGUUGAGUUAGAGGUGCCAGGGAAGGUGGAAAGACAGACAGAGAAAAACAAACUGGCCUUCGGACACAAGGAAGAUGAACAGAAAGAACUGAAACAGAGUCACAUCCAUGAGGAACUGACCACCACGUUAACAAAGCAUACACUUCAAAUGGAACAAAAUACAGAGAUGAUAGAGGAGUUAGACACUGACGACGAGAAUGUCUUUAAGUUGCAGCAGCAGACUGUUGCUGCUCAGGAAAAUACAGACUUUGCCUGGAAGGAGUGCUUCACUUUGCUGACACAGGAGAACGUUAAGGACAAAGAACAAAACACUGAAUGCACAGAGUGCACCUCUGUGAUGCUAACUGAACACAAUGUAAACAACAUGGAUGAGAACAUUGCUGCAGUGGAGUCACAGAUGACAAAAUACAGCAUCAACACUGAAAUUGUGGAGAACUUUGACCCUGCCGAGUGUCGCGUAGACCUGACACAACAGAGUAAUCAGGGUAAUGCACAGAUGGGACAGGCGAAUGUGGUGUCAGAUCAGAAUGUAAAUGAAAAUGACCAUAACAUCAUCCACACAAAAACAAACCACCACACAGAUCUGACAGCAGAUCAGUCAAAUUUAAAUCCAGAUCAUAUUCAAUGGCAGGAAAACUUGCACCCACCAAAGAGGGAAGAGGACGACAACAAGCAUGUUUUGGAGUUGGAGACAGCUCUGCCACAGGUGGAGGAGGACGGGGCUGAGAUGAUCCAAAUGACCUUGUUUUCAGUUGACAGGCUGUUUCUGGCAGCGGCACAUGUCAAAGCACCUCCAAGUCAAAUUGAAGAAAGCCCUGAGGAUGAUCGUCAAGUGCAGUCUGAUGUUGAUAAAAGCAAACAACUCAGCAUUCGUGACAUAGUUGAUCUCCAAGAGACCGGCUUUACUGUCAGAAUUCAACCUCCUGGACAAGAAAGUUUUGAGCUUCAGGUGUCAGGCCAGCUGCUGGUGGCGGAGCUGCACCAAGUGCUGAUGGAGCACGAGAUCACAUGCCACCGCACAUGCUUCUCCCUCCAGCUGGGAGGCACCGCGCUCAACAGCCUCACAGAGCUAAGCUCCAUCCAGGGCAUCCAGGACGGAGCACUGAUCAAGGUGGUGGAGGAUUCUUACUCAGUGCGCGAUGCUCGUCUUCAUCUCAGACAUGUACGUGAUCUUCUGAGGAGCCUUGACCCCGCAGAUGCAUACAACGGAGUGAACUGCAGCUCACUAUCUUACCUCACCUUUUACACCAGAGGAGACAAGGAUAGUGACAGUGUGGGGAACAGACGAGCUUCUGAAAAGGAGUCUAUUGACUGCAGCCCUCCAGAAUACAUCCUCCCUGGAUGUAAGGACCGACCACUUACUCCACUGCAGCCAGUCAGAGAUGACUGGAAGCCAUUACAAUGCCUGCGGGUUCUGACCAUGAGCAGCUGGAACCCCCCUCCAGGAAACAGGAAGAUGCAUGGGGACUUAAUGUACCUCAAUGUCCUGACUAUGGAAGACAAAGAACUCAACAUUACAUCCUCUACACGCGGUUUCUACCUCAACCAGUCAACUGCCUUCAACUUCAACCCUAAACCUGCAGUUCCCAAAAUCCUUUGCCACUCUCUAGUCGAGCUGCUGAGUCAAGUCAGUCCUGCUUUCAGGAAAAACUUCAGUGUCCUGCAGAAAAAGAGAGUCCAGCAACACCCUUAUGAGCGGAUCGCAGCACCUUUCCAGGUGUUCACCUGGAUCGCCCGCCAUGGAGACCACACUCUCGACUGUGUCAGAGCGGAGGAUACUCACACCAGUCGCAUGGGCCAGGACGAGCACACAGCUGGGCAGAGUCGGGACUGGAAUGAGGAGCUACAGGGAUGUAGGGAACUCACCAGGAACUCCCUUCAGGAGCGCCUGCACAGAGAGAGGAGCAUAUUCAAGACCAACAGUGACUUUGUUGCGGCUGCAACAAGAGGUGCUGUAGCCAUUAUCGACGGUAACGUGAUGCCAUUGAACCCAGGGGAGGCGCCUCAUAUGCAGAUGUUCAUCUGGAACAAUCUCUUCUUCAGCCUGGGGUUCGACAUAUCUGAGCACUACCGCCCACUAGGGGGCAACACUGCUGCUCAUGCUGCUGCCAUCUGUGACCUAAAAGGAGCACAGGCAUACGCAUCUGUCGACAUAGAGGGGCUUCACACACUUGGGACAGCUGUGGUGGAUUAUCGUGGCAUUCGUGUUAUCGCUCAGACGAUCGUUCCUGGGAUACUGGAGAAAAAUCAGGAGCAGAGUGUAGUCUACGGCUCAAAUGACUAUGGAAAAACAGUUUUUACACAUCCCAGGUUUCUGGAGCUUCUGGAUAAAACCAGUAAACCGCUAAGAAUCCAACGUCACCAGGUGCUCGACCACAGCAACAGCCCAGUGGAGCUUUGCUCUGGCAUCGAGACCAAAGGCAUCCUGGGUAAUGACGGAAGACCCUACAUCUUGGACCUUCUCCGCACCUUCCCCCCCGACCUUAACUUCCAGUUCUCAGAGACAGAGGAGAGGAGGGAGGUGCCGAAGGAGUGUAAAGGCUUUGGUUACCCACGGCAACAUCAUCACAGCCUGGCCAGCCUGAGACCAGAGCUCAUAGAGGCCUUCGUCCAGCACAGGUAUGAACUUUAUGUCAAGAUGGUGUCCCAGGGGCUCAGCCAACUGGAAGAACAGGAUAAAGCCAUGGAGCAGAGUGAAGAGCCGGCCUGUGAGCCGAGAACCGGAGAUACAGCCAUAGCCGGUGCUGACAUGGAAUUUCAGAGAAGAAAUGUGAUCAUGAAAGCUUGUGAGGCUGUCGGAUCAGUGAGUGACACUUGCUUUGACAUCCGCUUCAAUCCUGAUGUUUGCUCUCCAGGUGUUUGUUUCCCCUCUGAGUGUGUUGAGGAGGUUAAGAGGCAGAGACUGUUGUUAUGGGACGCGGCUGCUUUUCUUCUGUCUAAUCAGAUUCCAGCAGUGCUGAGGGACUGUCUCGACCACACAGCAUUACCAAUGGAUGGAGCAACCCUGACCUCAGCGCUGCACCAGCGGGGUGUGAACGUACGAUACCUGGGCACCCUACUGAGGGAGCUGAACAAGGUGGAGGAGAGGGGGAGACUCAGCCACAUACAGAGAAUUUCUAUCAGUGAAGUCAUCAUCAGAAGUACAAAACACAUCUUCAGGACCUACCUACAGGAUGUGGAACCUGCAGCUUUCUCCGCUGCCGUCAGUCACUUCCUAAACUGCCUCCUGAGUUCCUCCUCCUGUGUCCCUGGCUCCUGCUCAGAUAAGGUACUCCCUCGUCGCAGGAGCCGCCGCCGCCGCAGCCACGGGAGUCGAGUCGACUCGUUGACAGACAGUGUGUGGGCUAAACUGACCCCCAGUGAGCUGUGGGGCCGGGUCAGGACUGAGGCUGAAGAUUAUUACCACUACACAAUAGACAGUGAAAGUAUAGAUGAAGUGAUAGAAAAGCACAGCCUUCAGAGGAUCUCCCUACUGAGAGAGAUUGCCAUCAAGACAGGCAUCCAGGUGCAGCUGAGGGAGUAUGUGUUUGAGUCUCGACAUAGGCCAGCAUUUAGUGAGGAAGAUGUUGUCAACAUGUUCCCUGUGGUCAGACAUCUCAAACCUACGGGAGCAGAUGCUUCACGGCUUGUGCAACACGCACAGGUGGCAGUACAGCAGGGGCUUCUCAAAGACGGCUAUGAAAUGAUUAGCCAGGCCGUGACUCUGUUCAGCAGCGUUUGUGGGGUCCUGCACGAGGAUGUUUGCAUGUGCCUGCGUCUCCUGGGACGACUCAGCUACAUCUUGGGGGAAUAUGCAGAUGCCCUCAGCCACCAGGAAAAGGCUGUUAUGAGUAGUGAGAGAGUACAAGGUAUAGACCAUCCACAGACCAUACAAGACUAUACUUACCUGGCCCUGUACUGCUUUGCUGGAGGACGGCUUUCGACGUCCCUACAGCUGCUGUAUCGCGCUCGUUACCUCACCCUGCUUGUGAGUGGAGAGGACCAUCCACAUAUCGCACUGCUGGAUAGUAUGCUGGGUCUAGUGCUUCAUGGACUGAUGGAGUAUGAGCUUUCCCUGAAGUUUCUACAGAAUGCCUUAACUUCAUCCUCAAAAUACCACGGUGCCACAUCCCUGAAGCAUGCACACAGUCAUCAUCUGCUCGCCACUGUGUACGAGAGUAAAGGAGAGUUUCGAUCAGCUCUGCAACACGAGAAAGAGGCUUAUUCAAUAUAUAAGAGCCAGGUUGGGGAAGACCAUGACAGUACGAAGGAAAGCUCAGAGUACCUGAAGAGCCUCACUCAGCAGGCUGUGAUCCUUCAGAAAGCCAUCAACCAUAUCUACAGUAACACACCUACCACCUGUAUUCCACCUCCAAAGUUUUCCACACCAAGCCUUCCCACAAUCCUUCAGCAGCUCAACCUGACAUGUGGAACCAUUCUCAUUCCCCUCAGUGCAAAAGACAUCACAGACUUGAGGACUGAGUUGAAAGGAAAGGAAAAGUUUCAAGUGGAAGAGCUGGAAAACAAGACUUAAGAACUGCAGACAACAUCGACAAACUCUGGACUAAAGGGACAAUAGAACAUCUGUGUAUUCAGUCAGCCUUCUGAAAAUGACCACAGACAAUGAGUAACAAUGGCAAAUGAAAGCUGGGAAAAUUGCUGGUUAAUACGUAGGUUAGCCUACUUUGGACAACAACUAUAUCCAGGUAUCAGACAGGUGCAGCCAUCUCCUUUUGGAAGAGGACCAUGUUCUGCUGUUGUCUGUGGAGGACUGGACGUUGAAGAGAGCCGUAUCUAAUGCAGGCCUACCUGCAGCCAUUAUAUAGCUCUUGUUGAAAAUAUGGGAUCCAUGAAUGAACUCUACAGGCUGUAGCUUUGAUGGCAAAUAUGUAUAACUCUCCUCCUUUUUGUCAGAAAAAUGCAUAAACCCUACACACUAAAUAAAAUGAAUGAUCAUACUGCUAGAUGAAUGGACAAGCACAGUAUGUUUAGGCCUACUGCUACUGAGGAAUAGUCUAAAUUUCUCAAAUUUUUAAAUGACAUGCUGUCAUCUUGCAAUCCCCCGUGUGUCCACUGGGUUUCACACUUGUGCCAUGAACACUUCUCAGAACAUGAGAGAUGAUUUGUCUAUGCCUGACUAUUAAAAUAAUCUCUAUGACUGUUUUGGAUGUGUACUAGCAGUCCAUGAUAAUUGAAUCCACGUUGUUGUCAUUAAUAUCCAGGUCUUAUGUAUUCUACAAGAACAAGUCAAAUUAGUGGUAUCUGAACGGCUCCCUAAGUUGGAAAUGACAGCAUUACGCUUUGAACUGGUAUUAUGUUAUCAAAUGACAUUUCGUGGAGGUGGUCCACUGACACCAAAUUAGUGUCUGACUGUGAGUUUAGUGAAUUUAAUUUUAAUAUUAUCCCGAAUAACUGCUAUUUCAGUGUAUGGCGUACAACUGUUCAUGUGAAACCCAUAUAGUAAGUGUAAAAGUAUUAUAGCUUCUGUUAUAGUUUACUGGCAUUUGUUCCAUUAUUUUUUCACCAUCAGUGAAGCAGCUGCAUGAUUUGUCUCUAGGUGACAUCAUCACUACAGUCUGUCCUACUGCUGCUCAUCUCAAUGAGAAACGUGUUUACAAUUAAAAGAGUUCAAAUAAAUUAAAACAUGGAUGUUCAUAAUAAUAAAAAAUAACAUAUAUAACUAA